Messenger RNA from Abrus precatorius (Indian licorice), 700 nucleotides. Its product is annotated as non-specific lipid-transfer protein-like. The transcript is spliced from 2 exons. Gene Ontology annotation, biological process: lipid transport. The record is from RefSeq and is a predicted model, not a curated record. Bases 77 to 433 code for a protein of 118 amino acids. Gene Ontology annotation, cellular component: membrane. NCBI's taxonomy places the organism in Eukaryota, Viridiplantae, Streptophyta, Magnoliopsida, Fabales, Fabaceae. Gene Ontology annotation, molecular function: lipid binding.
AAGGGAAGUAAGUGAAUACAAUUCCACUCUCCACAAAACACAUUAUCUCUGCCACUACUAGUUCCUCUGAGAAGCAAUGGCAAGCCUAAGGAUUGCAUGUGUGGUUGCAAUCAUCUGCAUGGUUGUAGCGAGUGCACCCAUGGGAGAGGCCACAAUCACAUGCGGGCAAGUGACUUCGGCCUUAGCGCCAUGCAUCUUAUACCUUCAAAAAGGUGGAGCACCCUCAGCGGGGUGCUGCAAUGGUGUGAGAAGUCUCAACGCCGCUGCACAAACCACCCCAGACCGCCAAGCCGCGUGCAAUUGUAUCAAAAGCGCCGCAGGUAGUAUUUCUGGUUUCAAUGCCGCCAACGCUGCUGCACUCCCAGCCAAAUGUAACGUCAACAUCCCCUACAAGAUCAGCACCUCCACCAACUGUGCCACCAUCAAGUUCUGAAGAGUGGAUCUAUGGUGACGAAGAAGCGACAUGCAUGGCAACUUUUCGAUGGCAGGAUACCAGAUAUGACAGUGUUUUAGCAUUAGCUAAUUAAUGAAAAUAAAGGGAGGGUGAUGAGGGCUCCAGUUAUGCGAGUCUCUUCUAUCAGCUUGUCCCGUAGUUGUUUCAGACUUUGGUUAUUCAGUUAUUGUGUCGAUGAAAUUUGUCUUUGUUGGUUGGUGCAUGUAAUAAUGAGAUAUAUAUAUAUAGUAAUUUUCCUUACUGCUG